Molecule: messenger RNA, 2401 nt
Organism: Doryrhamphus excisus (bluestripe pipefish)
Lineage: Eukaryota; Metazoa; Chordata; Actinopteri; Syngnathiformes; Syngnathidae
Gene: wdr45
Product: WD repeat domain 45
Molecular function (GO): protein binding
Source: RefSeq, a predicted model, not a curated record
AAAGAGUGCUGUGACGUCACUUCGUGUAAACAAAACAAACCGUCGAGUUGCGACAUCGUUGCUAAUUUUAAAGCUUCUUGCUGUUUCACUUCUAUAUAUCUAUAUAUAUUUAUAUAUAUAGACAUUUUAUUCAAGUUUGACGACGCCCGAUGCGAAGGUGCUUUCGCCACCGAGGCUAGCCGACCUAGCUUAGCUUGUCAGGCGAGUGGACUCGUCCAGAGCCGCCGAAGGGGACCGGGCGGAGGAGCCAUGGCCCAGCAGAGAGGAGUCAACAGCCUGCAGUUCAACCAGGACCAGAGCUGCUUCUGCUGCUCCAUGGAGUCCGGCGUGAGGAUCUACAACGUGGAGCCUCUGAUGGAAAAAGGUCACCUGGAUCACGAGCAGGUGGGUAGCGUGGCUCUGUGCUCCAUGCUGCAUCGAUCCAACCUGCUGGCCGUGGUCGGGGGCGGAGUCAAUCCCAAAUUCUCUGAAAUAUCGGUGCUGAUCUGGGACGACGCGCGUGAGUCUCGGGACGCCAAAGACAAGCUGGUGCUGGAGUUCACCUUCACCAAGCCCGUUUUGGCGGUCCGCAUGAGACACGACAAGAUCGUCAUCGUGCUGAAGAACCGCAUCUACGUGUACACCUUUCCCGACAAGCCCGCCAAGCUGUUUGAGUUCGACACCCGAGAUAAUCCCAAAGGUCUCUGCGACUUGUGUCCCAGCCUGGACAAGCAGCUCCUGGUCUUUCCGGGUCACAAGUGUGGAAGUCUGCAGCUUGUGGAUCUGUCCAACACCAAACCCGGAACGUCGUCUGCCCCGUUCACCAUCAACGCCCACCAGAGCGAGAUCGCCUGUGUGGCGCUCAACCAGCCUGGCAGUGUUGCCGCCUCGGCCUCCCGCAAAGGCACGCUGAUCCGUCUCUUUGACACCACCACCAGGGACAAACUAGUGGAGCUGCGCAGAGGCACUGACCCGGCCACGCUCUACUGCAUCAACUUCAGUCACGACUCAUCCUUCCUGUGCGCGUCCAGCGAUAAAGGAACAGUCCACAUCUUCGCCCUCAAGGACACCAAACUCAACCGCCGCUCUGCGUUGGCGCGCGUGGGGAAAGUGGGCCCUGUGAUUGGCCAGUAUGUGGACAGUCAGUGGUCCUUGGCCAGCUUCACCGUGCCCGCCGAGUGCGCCUGCAUCUGCGCCUUUGGGAAGAACACGUCCAAGAACGUCAACUCUGUCAUCGCCAUCUGCGUGGACGGGACCUUCCACAAGUACGUCUUCACGCCUGACGGGAACUGCAACAGGGAAGCCUUCGACGUCUUCCUAGACAUUUGUGACGAUGACGACUUCUGAGGAGACCCGAGCCGUUGACAACGGUAACGGCCGCAGGGACAAUGAGUCGCUGGUCGUCAUGGUAGCCGGCAGACUGAGACGUAAACACUUGAUGCGAUGAGUGUGUGAGUGCACGCUCCUCUUCUUCUUCUGUCCAUCGCUUUAGCUUAGCCCCUCCCCUUCCGCCACGCUGGAGUGAUCCACACUGACUGUACCGCAUGUUAACAUACGGGGACUGUUCUCUGCUCAAAACUUUAUGUAACAUGUUCACGAAGGUAUUUGAUCAUGCAUCAAAGAUUCAUUUCUUGCAAAGCCAGCCGACACCGCCCCCUGCUGGUGUGCCCGCUUAGCUAUUAGCCAUUACUACACGGCGAUGCCGUCACUGUAAAGAAAGGAGUCCGCCGGUCAAAGCCUGCAGUCGGAAGCAAACCAGGAAGGAAAAAACAAAAAGAGAGGGAGGAGACGGGACAAAAGAGACCUUCCUUUGACUCAGGUGUCAGCGGGGAACAUCUGCAUGGUCUCCAUGACGAGGGUCAGGUGGUCCAGGAAGGACUUGACGGACACGCGGAGGAUCCGAGCUUCGUCGGCGCUCCACCUCCUGAAACAGACGGUAUGCAGGGUCAGGGCCGGCGGUGUGUGAUUGGCUGCUGUCGGUGGCGGACGCCAAGGCUUCUCACACGGACAACGUGCUUCCAGACACCAUCAGCUGCUUGCUGAUGCCUCCUUUUCUGGGCUCACGGUCCGGGCUCAGAGAGCGCAGCGCGAUGGUGGCGUCCCGUGAGGACGGGAAGGGAACAUCCAGGGAACUGAAGGCAGGUGAAGGAAACUUUGGAGCCCACACACUCAUGACAAACUUUAUGAAAUACCAAUGAGCUACAUUUGGAAGAAUUCUGAACUCCCGGCGUGACUUCCUGUCCACCCUCAGCUCCCCUGGCACCAGAAUGGAACACAUUUACAGCAACACAUACAAACACAGUCCUAUGUAUUAAAUGGCCUGCUUAAUCUUAUUGUCGAGUGUGACUGUAAAGGUGACUAUUAUUACGUUAUUAUGUUAUGUCUCAAGGGCUCUACUAAUGUGACACAUUUAGAAGGUCGU